AGCUCAGGGUGAAUCUUCCUCAGGAAAAGAAGAAAAAAGAAAAAAAGAAUAUUACUUUGGAUUUUGAUUCACUUGAAAAUCUUUUUCUCUACUCUGAAAUGUUAAAUUCUUAUAUUAAACCAAACCUGUAUAAAUGUUUGUAAGUCUAGUGCACAAAUGUGAACUGUGAUAAAUAUGUAUCUUUAGUCAUUACGUAAUGCCCCAAAUCCUAGACCAUGUUAAUAAUAGUGAAUAAAUUGUGAUGUAGUAAAAAUUUGGUUCUACUAUUUUUUCUGACAAGGAAGAAAUUUAAUUUGGUAAAGGAAAGACUACGCCAUAAACAACAAAGUACAUUGAAGAAGCUAAAAUAAAAUAUUUCAUAGCACACAAACAUUUGAAUCAUGGAAAUGUGAACUGUGGUAUGUGUUGUGAGAAGUAACCAGCUAUAUAUGUUUGUUGUUAACGGUUCCUUCAUAGCCUAAAAUGAGAGCAAAUCAUCCAGAGCCCACGUUGUCUACCUCUUAAAUGGACAUGUUAGUGUCUAAAUGUUACAGGUAGUUAAUACAUUGCAGUAGUAUGAAUCACAAAAUAGUUUGCCUUGACAGAUGUAUUUCUUUUAAAAGAAAAGCUUUACAGGAAAAUACUGAGGAUGGGAAAAGUUGGACCUGAAAAUUUUGUCUUUGUUCAAAUGAAAGGUCAGUAAUGCAAGUGAUGACAGAAAUAAAAAAGGAAGGUGAUGAAAUGGAAGUUGGAAUUGUGUCCAAUCCAGGCCUUGGUGUCUCUUGUUGUCAUGGAUAUAGCCAAGCAUAUGCCACAUCACUGUCACAUUUCAUUUAUUUCCUGACGGUACAACAGACGGAAACUCUUAGUAACCCUGACUUGGGGCUCGCUUUUGUUGGUCUCUGCUACAAGUGCCAAAAUCUGUUUCUCUUUGUUGUCAAUAAUGUUUAGAACUGAUAGACUGAAUUUUUAAUAUUCUCUACCAUUCCUCCAGGCAGGAAAUACCAUACUACUCCUCAUUUCACCUUUUUUUUUUUUUUUUUAAAGAUUGGCAUCUGAGCUAACAACUGUUGCCAAUCUUUUUUUUUCUGCUUUAUCUCCCCACAUCCCCCUGGUACAUAGUUGUAUAUCUUAGUUGCAGGUCCUUCUAGUUGUGGUAUUCAUUUCACCUUCUCAGUGGAAACGGAAGCACCUUCUGUUUAACCAGCUUAAGAGUAUCAUUUGUGCAAAAUGAGGUAGGAUUUUUUGGUAAGAUCAUUACUGAUGUAUAUAAGAGUUAAAUUUACUUAAGAGGUCAUACUCAAUUUAACAAUAACCUGUUGUUACAAAGUACCAAUUGUACCUCCUUUAUACCAAUUACUAGUUGGGGGUCCUGCAUGAAACAUAAUUUUACUCAGAUGAUUCAUCUGAGGCCACUUUAAUGAAGGGCUCAGUUUUAUAGUUGGGGGCAGGGUUACGGGAACCAAAAAGGGGUAUUGAAACACUGAGUGAGUAGCAGCAGUGUGAAGCCACUUCUAGCCCGUGCAGGAGCAAAAGCUGUGGGAGCCCAGAAGCAUGGCUGGAACCGUGGUUGUGGUACAAGGAGGGAAUGGACAAAUAAUGCUCAGACUCCUCUCUUCUGCUGCCUUCUGCAGAACCAACCUCAAAUGGCCCCUCGGUAGAGCCAGGGUGAUAAUGUAUGUUGUACGAUAAUGUAUAGGGGUUACCUGUGCUAUGAGCAAAUUAAGGCCCAAAGAAGCUGUAAAUUGCCAAGGUCCCCUUAGAGAUCGUGAAUCUAGGCUGUUUGCCUCCUCCAGCACUUUUUUUUUUUUAAAUUAACAGCUUUAUUGAGAUUUAAUUUACAUACCAUAAAAUUCUCCCAUAUUAAGUGUACAAUUCAAUAAUUUUUAGUAUUUAUAUCACCACAGUGUCACCACAAUCUAAUCUUCAGACAUUUUCAUCACUCCAAAAAGAAAUCUCAUGCUCAUUUAUAGUCACUCCGCGUUCUCACCUGUAGCCCUAGGCAGCCAUUAAUCCAUUUUCUGUCUCCAUAGAUUUGCCUUUUCUGGAUAUUUCAUAUAAAUGGAAUCUUAAAGUGUGUGUUCUUUUGUGUUUGGCUGCUUUGACUAAGCAUAAUGUUUUUGAGAUUCAUCCAUGUUGUGGCGUGUAUCAGUAUUUAGAAGCACUUACAGUGGAGCCAUAUUCUGUUGUGUGGAUAUAGCUCAUUUUGUUUCUCUGUUCACUAGUAGAUGGACAUUUGGGUGGUCUUUUGGAUGGACUUUUUGGAUCUUAUGAAUAAUGCUGCUGUGAACAUUUGCAUAAAAGUAUUUGUAUGAACACAUUUCAUUUUUCCUGAGUAGACACCUGGAGUGGAAUUGUUGGAGUGUAUGGUAAUUCUGUUUAACAUUUUAAGUAACUGCCAAACUGUUUUCUAAAGUGGCUGCACCAUUUUCUGUUCCCAGCAGCAACGUAUGAGGGUUCUAGUUUCUUCACAUCCUUGGCAACACCUAUGAUUUUUUUUUUUGAUUAUAGCCAUUAAUAUCCUGAGAAGUUCGCCAUUUUUAACACACAGACUUGCCUCUUCUCCCAUGAUUUUCUGCCAAGUCGAGUUCAAAGGAAGGGAGGUAUCUUUUAUCACCAACAAUUUUGUUAUUUUCACUGUUUUUUAAACUAAAGGACUUUGCUGCGGAUUACUCAGCAGUUGGUAGCCAAGUUCAUUAAACUCUACAUCCUUUAACAUUUAUUUUUAAAGCAAUUUUAGUGAAACUUGGAGCUACUUGGGUGGUAAUGUGCAUAUGGGGGGUGGUUAUGACGUUGAAUGGUGUGUUUGAUUUUAGGGCUCCCUUUGCUUUCAAUUUUGGUUUGGGAGCUGAGAGAAGUUUUAUAGAAGAUAGCAGCUGGAGUCAGCUUUCAAACAGGUAUUGAGUCACUCCCAUGCUUAAAGAUCCUUCAGUUGUUUUCCACUGCACUUGCAAUAAAAUCCAAACUCCUUAUUGUACCCACAAGGCUUUUCAUGUCUGCUCCUUGCCUACUGCCUCUCCAGGUGAAAGUGUCUCCUGCCACUCUCCUGUCCCCUCAGUACACUCAGAGCUCGUUGGUCUUUCACCUCUAUAUAGCAAACUCUUUCCUGCCUCAGGGCUUUGCAUAAUUCCUUGUUUUCCUUUGGUUUGGCACAGGGUUAGCCUAAUAUUCCCUUUUUAUGGAGACUUUUUGCUGAUCACCUUGUCCUCCAAAAGUAACAUCUUCAUAGAUUCUGUUCUCAGCCCAUUUCUCAUGUAAGAUACUCUUGGCAAUUUCACCCACUUUCGUGACUUCAAAAAUACCCAACUGGUAAUGAUUCCCAAUUUUUCAUUUCCAGCUCAGAUUUCUUUCCUGAGUUCUAAGUGGGAAUGUUCAUUAGCCCUCUUGAAUAAUUCUCAGUACAUCUCUUCUGAACACCUCACAUCAAACUUAAUGCAUCUGAAAUCAAACUCUUCCACAUUUGUUCAGCCUUAUGGGCAGUUCAUUAUCAUUCGUGAUUCCUCCGCCUUUCCCCACAAAUCAUUGGCCAAGUCUUGUCAAUUCUAACUUUAAAGAGUUCUCAAAUGUCUAAGUAUUAGCAGUGUUGUCUCCUUAUAAUUUUUACCUGGAUUUCUGCUAGGAUCUUGGGCUUCCUGAUUUCAGGCUGGCUUUGUUCUUCAUACUGCUUAUCAACUUGUCUUUCUAAGAGAGUGAUUACUGCUGGUACAAGGCAGAAUUGCUUUAAGAACCUUUUCAAAGUAGUUUACAGGGUCCCAUGUCAGAACUACUGAUAAAUAACUUUUGGAAGUGAGAGAUGGGAGUGUAUAGUUUGAAAAAAGCCCACCAGAUGAUGCAGAUGAGCACCGUUGGCUAAAACAUUCUUUUAAAAUACAAAUUUAAUCAUUUAACUCUGAUUAAAAUUCCUUGGAGUCUGUUGAUUCCCUUGAGGAUAAAAUGUGAGAUUCUUAUUUUGGCAUAUAAUUUUGCAUAAUCUUGCUCCUGUCUGACUUAUAUCCCUACCCCCAAUACAGCCUUGCAGAAUUACUUACAGGUCUAUUAAUGUACCAUCUCGUUCACAUUUCCAGGUCUUUCUAUAUGGUAUUGUCUCUUCCUGAAGUACUCUUCUUCUUUCUUUCCUUGGAUAAUUUCUCCUCUUCCUUUCAAUACUCAGCUAUCGUUUCCUAGAGUUUAAGCUAUGAAGAAGGACAUCCCUCACACUCUGAAGCAGAUCUCCUUCAGAGACAGACUUUUGUAGCCUCUCAUCAACUUCCUGGAUAUGCUACCACACCUCAGCCAACCGGUCUUUCAGGAAUAUUUGAUGCUGGUGUGAACGGUGCCAGCACUAACACUAAGGAAUCUUCGGUGAUGAGUUUUCUUUCUGCUGUGGAGCCACGAGCUGCUCAGGCUGCUGCUUCAGGAACUGCUCUUGUACCACAGCUCAGGGCUCCAUCCUGGCAGACAGGUGUGCAUUCCUCAGUGGCAGCUGAGCUCUUUGUUAGUGGACCUUUGCCAACCACUGGAACACUUCCACCCUCUGCCCUCUCUGCUUAUCAGCAUCCCACCGCCUUCAGCAAUAGAAACUUUGCUACCACUUCACCUUUGGUGCUUCAGGAUUCAACUUUUAACACUACGUCAAACGGAAUUUUAAAUCCUCAUGACCCUUUGCUGCAAAUCAAAACUUCCCAGGGAACUGUUCCAGGUGCUUUGGCAUUUGAGCGCCUGGGAGGUUCUGCGUUAAGUAACAGCACACCACCUCAGUCUUCAACAUACCGCUCAGCUCAAGAGUCUGCACCCCAUCUUUUACAACCUCAGUUUAGUUUGUUGCCUUCAGCAGUUGGGGGAGCCCAGCAAACUCCUCAGGCCUACAGUUCAACUCUCUUUACUAGUUCUACUGCUUCCAUUGAAAGAGCUCUUCUUCGAGAAUGUAGUGUUAUUAAACACCAUCAGCGGCCUUCAGGUACCCAGUCUGUUCAGGCACAACUGACUGGUUCACAGCAUCCUUUACAUAGUUAUCUGUCAGGUGCAGGUGUAGUUAAUUUUCAGGAAACAAGCAGGCAGUCCUCUUUAUCCUGUAGCCCAGUUGGAGAUUCUUCUCAGGUGAGCAGUGGAGGAUUGCAACAGAAGACCUCUCAGGUCUCAGUGGAACUUGCUCAGUCUUAUUCAUCUGCAAUUCCGUCAUCAGGAUAUCCUCCCUCUAUUACAAAAGUGAAAGGCUGUUCUUCAAAACAACCACUAACAUCAGCUAAGACCCCCAAACCUCAAAGUAUAAUUUCUCCUGUACAAACACUAAGCUAUUCCAAACCUUUACAUAACCAGAGUUCUGUUGUAUCAGGCCAGGCACAGAUCUAUUCUACAGCACAGCUACCAAGCCUUUUAUCAGUUAGUCAGUCCCAAAAUUAUGGCUUAGUACAGCCACAUAAUGUGCCAUCGAUUGUUCAUUCACAGGUUUAUAGAUCCAGCAAAGUUGAGAAGUUGCCAUCCUUAUAUAAAACCUUGGCCUUUUCUGGGUCAUCUCAGACUAUAAGUUCUGAAAAUCAGACACUUAAUUAUUCUUCUAGCCAGCAAGAGGUGUUAUCUUCAGUUACAAAUGGGAAUUACCCUGCUCAGACAAGAGAUCUGUCUUCAGCUAGCCAGUCACAAAGUUAUUCAUCUGGUCACUCUCAGGGUUUAUCACCAGUUAGCCAGACACAGGUUAGUUAUUCAUCUCAAUCACAAGUUUUGUCAGUUGUUAGUCCUUCGGAAAGCUAUGCUUCAGGGCAGUCCCUAACAUUAACAGCCCCUUCUCUUUCCUAUUCUUCCACCUCUCAGGCUCAGAAUUUGCCUGAUUCUAGCCCAACCCAGAAUUAUAUUUCUGUGCAUUCUUCCCAAAAUGCUCAGACUCAAGAGUCAUCAUCUCCCCAGUCUCAAAAGUUUUUGCCUGCUGUCCAGUCAUCAUCUUUUGCAUCCUCUACUCAUUGUCGGACAUUACAGAAUAACAUACCUUCCCCCGAUCCAAAGUCUUACGCUGAAAGAAAACUUGACUCGAAUGUGUACACGUCUUCAAAGCAAGAUGAUUUUCCAAUGCAAGAGUUGCAGGUAUUGCAGCCGCAAGUAUCUCUUGAGUCAUCAACCCAAAGCCUAUCUGAUGGGGAAAUUGUUCAAGAAUCAGCUUAUAAGGUGUCAAAGGCAGAGGACAGAUAUUCUCAGAGUGUAAUCAGAAGUAAUUCUCGUCCUGAAGAUCAGGUUGUUGGGAUUGCCCUACAAGGGUCAAAAAAAGAAGAAAGCGUGGUUGGUUCAGUGACACAACUUAACCAACAAAUUGGCCAAGUCAAUAAUGCAGCACCCCUUGAUAUUAAGAAGGCAACUAAUUUAAUGCAAACUCCACAAGUAAGGUUGAAUAAUAAAGACCUAAACCAGCAGCAUUCUCUUAUACAUAAGGUACGUGAAACCAAGGUCCAGGAGCAACAUGAUCAAAUAAUUAAUGCCUCAUCUCAGAUUCAAAUUCCCAAUCAUGCUUUAGGGCAUGGCCAUCAGGCAUCUCUUCCCAACACACAGAUCCUUUUAGACUCUGCCUGUGAUUUACAAAUUCUUCAGCAGUCAAUACUGCAGGCAAGUUUAGGACAAGUAAAGGCAUCUUUACAACUACAGCGUGUUCAAAGUCCUCAACAAAUAGUACAUCCUUUCCUUCAAAUGGAUGGUCAUAUUAUUCAGAGCAAUACUGAUCAUUCUCAGCAGCAACUCCAUCCUCAGAAUUCUGACAUUAUGAAAAUGGACCUCUCUGAGUCUUCAAAACCAUUGCAACAGCAUCUCACAACAAAGGGCCACUUUAGUGAAACAAGUCAACAUGAUUCAAAAAAUCAUUUUGUUUCUCUUGGCUCAAUAUGUUUCCCAGAGGCGAUUCUUCUCAGUGAUGAACGACAUAUUUUAUCAAAUGUAGAUGAUAUUUUAGCAGCUACAGCAGCAGCUUGUGGGGUUACACCUUCUGAUUUUACCAAGUCAACUUCAAAUGAAACCAUUCCGGCUGUUGAAGAUGGUGAUUCUAAAUCUCAUUUUCAGCCGUCGUUAGAUGUCAGGCAUGUGGCUUCAGAUUUUAACUCCAUAACAGCUACAGUAGGAAAGCCACAGAGUAUAAAUGAUAUUCCCUUAAAUGGAAAUCAAGUUAUCAUAAACCUUUCACCAGUACCUGCCCUUCAGUCCAAAAUGACUCUUGAUCAACCGCACAUUGAAACACCUGGCCAAAAUAAAGCAUCUAAAGUAACUUCACCAGUGGUUGGACCAAGUCAUGAAGUCCAGGAGCAAACUUCUGGCCCAUUCAAGAAACAGCCUGCUACCAGUCAUGAAUCUGAAGAAGAUAGUGAAGUUCUUGUUGAUAGUACAUUAAAUAAUAACAGAAAGCAAGAGUUUGUUUCUAGUAGCAGAAGUAUAAGUGGAGAGAGUGCUACAUCAGAGAGUGAAUUCACCUUAGGGGGUGAUGACAGUGGGGUGGCAGUGAACCCAGCGAGGAGUGCGCUUGCACUCUUGACCAUGGCCCAACCUGGGGAGGCAGUCAGUGUCAAGAUUGAAGACGAAAACCAAGAUUUAAUGCAUUUUAACCUUCACAAGAAAAAAACUAAAGGAAAAGGGCAAACUAAAGAGGAAGACAACAAUAACCAGAAACAGCUGAAAAGACCUGCCCAAGGCAAGCGCCAGAAUCCAAGAGGGACAGAUGCAUAUUUGCCAUAUGCUCCUCCUCCCUCGGAGAGCUGCCAUGAUGGUUAUCAGCAUCAAGAGAAAAUGAGACAGAAGAUCAAAGAAGUAGAGGAAAAACAACCAGAAGUCAAGACAGGAUUUAUUGCCUCUUUCUUAGAUUUUCUGAAAUCUGGUCCCAAGCAGCAGUUUUCCACUCUUGCUGUCCGAAUGCCUAACAGGACUAGACGACCAGGGACCCAGAUUGUCCGUACGUUUUGUCCCCCGCCACUUGCAAAGACUUCAUCAGCAACACUGUUAACGUCUGAAACUGGGCGUAACAGUCCAUCAGAAAAAGUUGAGAAUGAACUUAAAAACUUAGAGCAUUUAUCUUCAUUUUCUUCUGAUGAAGAAGAUCCUGGAGUAUGCAGUCGUGAUGUUUGUAAAAGCGCCUCUGCUGCCUUAGCUACUUUGGAUACUGCUUCUGAGAAAAAGAAGAAAAUGGUUUCAGAAGCCCUACAGGUGGCAACUACUAGCCCAACUGCCAAUACCACUGGUACUGCUAAUACUUCCUCUACCACUGUGGGUGCAGUUAAGCAAGAACCUCUCUACUCUACUUCAUCUGCAGUAAAUAUCCUGGAAAAUAUAAACUCUGCAGAACCCCCAAAGCCCAUCGAACUUGAUGGUCUUCCUUCAGACCAGUUUGCAAGAGGACAGGACUCUGUUGCCAUAGAAGGUUUUACAGAUGAGGAGAACUCGGAAAGCGGCGGCGAAGGCCAAUACAGGGAGCGUGAUGAAUUUGUGGUAAAGAUAGAAGACAUAGAGACUUUUAAGGAGGCUUUAAAAAUAGGAAAAGAACCCCCAGCUAUUUGGAAAGUACAAAAAGCUUUAUUACAGAAGUUUGUUCCGGAAAUUCGAGAUGGGCAAAGAGAAUUUGCUGCUACAAACAGUUACCUUGGAUAUUUUGGAGAUGCAAAGAGUAAAUACAAAAAGAUAUAUGUGAAGUUCAUUGAAAACACAAACAAAAAGGAAUAUGUCAGAGUAUGUUCCAAAAAGCCAAGAAGUAAGCCUUCACAAGCUAUCAGAACUGUUGAGGCUAAGCCAAGCAGCAGCAGUAAAACUUUUGAUCCUCCAGCACCAAAACCUGUAACCACAAAAGCCCCUUCCUUGAAACCCAAAGUUAAACAGCUAAAAGUAAAGGCUGAGCCACCACCAAAGAAACGGAAGAAAUGGAAAGAAGAGUUUUCAUCUUCCCAAUCUGACUCAUCUCCUGAGAUCCAUUCUAGUGGCAGUGAUGAUGAGGCAUUUGAUCCUCCAGCUCCCUUUGUCACUCGUUUUUUGAACACAAGAGCGAUGAAGGAAACCUUUAAAAGCUACAUGGAAUUGCUUGUCAGCAUUGCCCUGGACCCCGACACGAUGCAAGCCCUAGAGAAGAGCAACGAUGAGCUACUUUUGCCUCAUAUGAAAAAAAUAGAUAGCAUGCUGAAUGAUAAUCGAAAGAGACUUCUUUUGAAUCUCCACUUGGAUCAGUCAUUCAAGAGUGCUUUGGAAAGUUUUCCUGAACUAACAAUAAUUACUCGAGACUCUAAAGCAAAAAGUGGGGGAUCUGCCAUUUCUAAAAUCAAAAUGAAUGGCAGAGCUUAUAAUAAGAAAACUCUAAGGACUUCUAAAACAACCACUAAAUCUGCACAAGAGUUUGCUGUUGAUCCAGAGAAAAUACAGUUGUAUUCUUUAUAUCAUUCACUGCAUCAUUAUAAAUAUCAUGUUUAUCUCAUAUGUAAAGAUGAGAUUUCUUCUGUGCAGAAAAGAAAUGAAGAUUUAGGACAGGAAGAAAUUGUUCAACUUUGUAUGAAAAAUGUAAAAUGGGUGGAAGACCUAUUUGAAAAAUUUGGAGAACUUCUAAAUCAUGUUCAGCAGAAAUGUUCCUAACAAUUUCCACAAAAGUGCCGUCUAUUUUGUAGCACUAAUGAGAUGGCGGAGAGGGGGGUGAUCAAAGAGGGUCUGGGGCCUCAGAUAAUCGAAUAUCAAGCAGCGGUCUCCUGCAGGCCCGCCUGCUCCGAUCAGGGAACUGGCAUCGUGACCUCUGCUGAAGGACAGUGUUGCUCCCAAGGAAUUCAGUCCUUUGGAAGUGGACCUAAAUCCCACGACAUUUGUAUCCUAAUGAAUGAUUUUUCUAUUUUGUAAACAAUUGGGUAACUGAGUUUUAUUUUCAGAAAUGUUUUUUGACAAAUGAUGAAGCAUGCACUAAAUACAAUUUUUCUUUAUUGCUAGAGAGAUAACACUUAAGUAACUUGAUAAUUUUUUCCUGACUCUGACUAAACACCAGGAUGAAAGAAAGGGGGCAGAAAGCCUAUGUUUGCAUUUGUGUCUGGCCACGAAACGGAAAGUAUUGUACGUUAUGAAAACAGAUCUGGUGUGAUUUUUGUACGAGAAUAUCAACAGUUUAUGAAAUUCAGAAACUGCAUUCUGCUUUACGAACUCCUUUUACUCUUAACAUGUUCAGGAAACUGGAUGUGGAAUUGGUGCAAUUCUGUGACUGCUUUUUGUGUCAAAUUAUAUUGUGGUGAAAAAAACAAUGACAUACUAUUUUCCCUAUCUCAAAGAAAAGUAUUUUCCUUUGGAAAAAUUUUCAGUCGUACAUUUUAUUUCACUAAUAGUUGUAUUUUUCACAAGGAAAGUGUUGUGGUUAUAAUUAUGUUUGAUGUAUCUGUACUACACUUUUCAUUAUUUUCAGUAAAUCUUAUUUAGAUAUAUAUUGAAUUUCUAUUGUGAGUUCUAUCUUGAGGUAACCAUUUUUGUUUAUACAGAUUUCCUUCAGUGUUAUCCAGAAUAUGCAUUUAGUACUAGAAUUAGUUUAGCUUUAUAAAUGGGGUUGUGUUAGACACUGCAGUAAUUUCCUGAUUCAUGAAAAUAAAUUUCUUACUAAAUUAGCACUUGAUUAACUGAUUUAUCAAAAUAAAAAUCUAACCACAUUAUACAUUUUGAAGAAUAAACGUUUAGUAGACCUCAUGCAGUGUUAAACACAGCUUACCUAACUGAGAACUGGAAGUGGUGGAGCUCUCCUUUGGGUGCCUUUCCAACCUUUAGACGUAUAUCGUAGCCUUCUUUAGUUCGAUAGCUAGUGUUUUGAGUCGUUUAGCUGAGACAGUGAAUGUAUUAGGUUCAACAUGACCUUGUAUUUUAUUUGUGUUUGCCAACAGGAUGCCUUAUUUGUUUGAGAAAAAGAUUUACUAGUGUCCUUCUAAAUGAUCUCCUUUUUUAGGAUUCUAAAGAUGUUGUUAAUCAUCCUACUUGUUUAUUUUACCACCAUUUAGUGCCUUAAGUCCUAUCCAGAAAGCAGUGUUACUGCUUAAUGCCCAAAUAAGACAUGUGUAUGUGGAUAUUGCUGUUGCCUUGAUUUUGAGUUAAUAGGUCAACUUCUAAUAGCUAAAACCUCAGUAAACUGGCAAAGAAUUGAAGGUAAUAUGUGACGCAAUUUGAGAAUGAAACUUUGUAGCAUUGGGUGAAAAAUCAGUAUUUUGAGGUAAACUUACAUAUUUGUUUCUGAUGGUUAUCUUUUUAAGAGCAAUAAUCCUUAAUCCAACAAUCCUUGUACCUGCCUUUAGACAGGAUAGUCAAUAAUAGCAGUUUCUCUCAAGGGUUAAAUGUUUGCUUUCUGAAAGUUUAAAACAAAAAACCGUUUAGGCCGCUUAUUUGGAAAACAAAAGUAACUUAUUUGAUUCAUUUUGCCUAACUCAAGUGAGAAAAUAUCAGCAAUGAGCAUCAUACAAUUAAUUUUGCUAAAUGGAGAAGAGUAGGAAGCAGCCGUAUUUCUUUCUGAUAUUGACUCUGGCUAGAAUUGGUUUCUUUCAUUUCCAAAGUGCACAGCAGAUACUGCAUCUCCUAAUGUAGUGUUACAAGUCUUUAUGUUACUCCCCCAGCUUACUUUCCUGAAUCAUUGUUGGUUUAAAUAUUUUAAAAAGCCGUCUUGCAUUUAGGGUAACUCGAAGUACCUGUUUGAAACCACUAGCCACAUUUUCUUCAUGAUAAGACCCUUCAGAAAUAGAGAUGUUUCUUGUAGAAAAUAACCCAUUUCCUUUUCAACUACAGAUGCCCUCCAACUGUUUGCAGUUGAAUUCAUUUUAGUAAAACAAGCGUUUUUGUGAUAUCAGAGGCCAAGUCUAUAGGACUGCCUGGAGGAGACCUGGUUGUAACUUGACACCAUCCUCUGUCAUGUGGUCCACGUAGCAUAGACAGACCUCAAACUCCAGGCCUUAGAGAAAGUGGGACACUUACGACAGCUAUACAUCAGUCUGUCCUUGGGGAUGAUGUCAAAUACCUAGCUGUUUAGCCUUCACGGUCCUUGCCAGGCAGUUUGAGAUUUAUAAUAGAAAUAACUUUAGGGGGUGGAUUGAGUCAAAGAGGUAAAGCACAUGUUGCACAACCCAGGAAAACAUUUUUAAGAAAGAUUUGAUUUUCCUACCUUCUGAUAUCUGAAAAUAAUUUUGUAUAAAAAAUCGUUUUGUGUUGGUGUUUAUUUCUAGUUCACAUUGCUGUUUGGAGAAGCAAGCAGGCUCCUGCUUUUCAUUUGCACAAUAACCAGUUUCCACUACUUGAGCCUCUAUUGAAGUCAUAAAUUUAUAAUGAUUUAUGAAUUAUCAUAGUAGUUCAACAAUAGAAACUGCCCAUUUUUCUAUUACACUUUCAGCUAGAAAACUUUAAUUAUAAUGGCUUAAAAAGUGUUCAGAUUAUCUUUACAUUUCUAAAUUUCCUUAAAUUCCCAAAAUUUAAAACUUAUAGAUGAUUCAUACAUUAUUACUGUUUUCAAAGCUUUCCUCACAUUGUUUAAAGCCUUACUUUCCUUUUAAUAUGUAUAUUUAUUUUCUUUAAAGCAGCUAUUUCCCAGCCUAUGACUUUGGAGAUAUUUCCAUAAAACCAAUAUAGCAGCAGGGUUAUUGAGUCAGCUUUGGGUCUCAAGAGUUGCUUCAGAUGUACACAUUUGUGAAUUUUAUUGUAUUUGUAGAAUACAGUUUUUGUUUAAAGAUAUACUUCCAUCUGUUUCUCAAGACUGCUUUUCAGAUAGAGUGAAAUAUCCCAGGAUGAUUGCUUCUAAUUGUGUCACUUGCACUUGACACAUAACUGCACAAAUGGACAAUGUACGCUUUUGGUUGUGCAUUAACUUACAUGUACAACCUUUGGCAUCUGUGUUCACAAAUGCAUGUUUUUGCAAAUCACCUUUAUCUAUAAAUGACAAUAAUUGAAGUUAAGGACACAAAGAAACUUGCAUUUGUAGUCCAGAAUUUUAAGUGGUCCAUAAUACGAUGUAUGGAAAUUGGAAAUGUGAAGGACAGUUUUGUAUAUUUGUUACUAACUCAGAUCAUUAAAAUGAAAACAAUUUUUUAAACAACAAAA
Messenger RNA from Equus caballus (horse), 12993 nucleotides. NCBI's taxonomy places the organism in Eukaryota, Metazoa, Chordata, Mammalia, Perissodactyla, Equidae. The record is from RefSeq and is a predicted model, not a curated record.